GGAAUUAAGGGAAAUGCCCGCCCAACGUGUUCCUUUAUCACCCUCACAAAAAUCUUUUCCCUCCCCAAUUGCACUGUCUCCCCUCCUCUCUGCAAAUCACUCCACACUCACACUUCAAUGGGCGGGACACUUGUUCCCACCGCAACUAAAUCCGAGCCGCCAUCACCACCGCCGCCGAUGGAAAGCACCGCGCCUUCUAUUCCUCCUCCUCCUCCGAUGCCGCCGUCAUUGAUGGAGGAAGAGCCUUCUGAAGCUGACAUUGAUAAGGAUGUGCUAUGUCCGAUAUGCAUGCAGAUUAUCAAAGACGCUUUUAUGACAGCUUGUGGUCAUAGCUUUUGUUAUAUGUGUAUUUUGACUCAUCUUCGAAAUAAGAGCGAUUGUCCUUGUUGUUCUCGUUAUCUCACUAAUAAUCAUAUCUUCCCUAAUUUAUUGCUUAAUAAGUUAUUGAAGAAAAUCUCUGCUCGUCAAUCAGCAAGGAAUGCCUCUCCGGUAGAAAAUCUUCGUCAAACAUUACUGCAGGGUUGUGAGGUGUCAGCCAAGGAGCUGGAUAGUUUGUUGUCUCUACUUGUUGACAAGAAGAUGAAAAUGGAGCAAAGUGAAGCAGAGACAAACAUGCAGAUUCUGCUUGAUUUCUUGAACUGUCUAAGGAAGAAAAAGCUUGAAGAGCUUACUCAGAUUCAAAAUGAUCUUCAAUAUAUUAAGGAGGACACAACUGCUGUAAAGAAACGUACCAUGGAAUUGUAUACGGCGAAAGAGAGAUGCUCCAUGAAUCUAAGGAUGCUUGUUGAUGAUUUCUCUGCAGAAAAACCCUUGCCUUCAUUGAUUGAUCAAUAUAAUAAUGGCGCAAUAUCUGGUGGUCGCAACUCACAAGGCUGGAUAGGUUCAGCAAGGUCACAGAGCAGGGUUAGUUACCAAGCAAAUUCACCGGGAUUCAGAAGUAAAGAUGCCAAUGGUGGGUCAGAUUCUACAUGCAAUACUGAUUCAGGAUUGACUGUGGCAAGAAAGAGGCGGAUUCAUGCACAGUUUAAUGACCUACAAGAGUGUUACUUGCAAAAGCGGCAGCAUUGGACCAAACAAUUUAAUAAACAGGAAGAUGAAGGUCCAGCAGCAAUGGAUGUAGAUGGUUAUAAUCCUGGUCUUCAGGAUUUUCAGGCAGUGCUAACUACAUUUACACGAUACAGUCGAUUGAGGGUCAUUGCUGAACUUAGGCAUGGUGAUAUUUUCCACUCUGCUAACAUUGUCUCAAGUAUAGAAUUUGAUCGUGAUGAUGAGAUGUUUGCUAUUGCUGGAGUGUCCAGGCGCAUCAAGGUUUUUGAGUUUUCUGCGAUUGUGAAUGAACCAGCAGAUGUGCAUUGUCCUAUUGUUGAAAUGUCUACCAGAUCUAAGCUUAGUUGCUUGAGUUGGAAUAAGUACACAAAAAACCAUAUUGCUAGCUGUGAUUAUGAUGGGAUAGUAACUGUCUGGGACAUUACUACUCGGCAGAGUUUGAUGGAAUAUGAGGAACAUGAAAAGCGAGCUUGGAGUGUUGAUUUUUCACGCACCGAACCUUCAAUGCUUGUCUCUGGCAGUGAUGACUGCAAGGUCAAAGUUUGGUGCACAAAGCAAGAAGCCAGUGUUCUCAACAUCGACAUGAAAGCAAACAUUUGUUCUGUCAAGUACAAUCCUGGAUCCAGUGUUCAUGUAGCGGUUGGUUCUGCUGAUCACCGUGUUCACUAUUAUGACUUGAGAAACAUCAGCAAACCACUUUAUGUGUUUGGUGGGCAUAAGAAAGCUGUUUCAUAUGUGAAAUUCUUGUCUAACCAUGAAUUGGCUUCUGCUUCAACUGACAGCACACUGCGCUUAUGGGAUGUAAAAGAAAAUUUACCACUGCGCACUUUCAAGGGUCACAAAAAUGAGAAGAAUUUCGUUGGCCUCACAGUAAACAGUGAGUUCAUUGCUUGUGGCAGUGAAACAAAUGAAGUAUUUGCAUAUCACAAGGCUAUAUCUAAACCUGCAGCUUCAUAUAAAUUUGGUUCCGACAUGGCUGGUGUCGAUGAGGAAGCCGGAUCUUACUUCAUCAGUGCUGUAUGUUGGAAGAGCGAUAGCCCGACACUACUUGUGGCAAACAGUCAGGGAACAAUAAAAGUGCUCGUGCUUGCGGCUUAAAUGGUGGGGGAAAUGAAAUGGGUUUCUCCUCAAGCGAUGCUUUUUUAAUGCUUGUGAACUUUUCCUUUUUCAAGGAAAAGAGAAAAAGGGGUUUUAACAAGAAAUGCUCCGAUUUAGAUUGCAUUAAUUAGAGUUUAAUAAUAGUAGUUUAUUUAAAUUUAAUUUAUAAAUAUGAAUAGUAAAAACAAAUUAUUGUGUCAAACCGGGUUAAAUUCGAACCCAAGCAUAAUCUUUUUCUAAAGCUAGCUACAGUCAAAUUUAAAAUCAACUUGCUUUAUUCUACCCAA
Gossypium raimondii (Peruvian cotton) is the source of this 2432-nucleotide messenger RNA. RefSeq names its product E3 ubiquitin-protein ligase COP1. Bases 118 to 2145 code for a protein of 675 amino acids. Gene Ontology annotation, biological process: proteasome-mediated ubiquitin-dependent protein catabolic process. Gene Ontology annotation, molecular function: ubiquitin protein ligase activity; protein binding. Lineage: Eukaryota; Viridiplantae; Streptophyta; Magnoliopsida; Malvales; Malvaceae. The record is from RefSeq and is a predicted model, not a curated record. The transcript has 14 exons.